Ochlerotatus camptorhynchus is the source of this 3474-nucleotide messenger RNA. RefSeq names its product neuropathy target esterase sws-like. Gene Ontology annotation, biological process: phosphatidylcholine metabolic process. Gene Ontology annotation, cellular component: endoplasmic reticulum. Gene Ontology annotation, molecular function: phosphatidylcholine lysophospholipase A1 activity. The record is from RefSeq and is a predicted model, not a curated record. The transcript is spliced from 10 exons. The coding region runs from base 307 to 3459 and encodes 1050 amino acids. NCBI's taxonomy places the organism in Eukaryota, Metazoa, Arthropoda, Insecta, Diptera, Culicidae.
ACUGAAAAUCCUUUUUGCGUUUGAAGUUUGAUUAUUCGCAAGUGUGAAAAUUAGCGAAAAUAGUAGUAGAAAGUGUAUUUUUCUUCCCGUUUCCAUUAGAUAAUCAUUAUCUGAUACUGAUCUCGUUCGAUGGUGAUAGUUUAACGCGUAUAAAUUGCGUUGCGGGAGCAAAAAUCACUUAGCUAGGAAUCAUGAAAAAAAUUGCCCAUGUCUGAAGGAGUUUGCCUUAUUCUCCACCAGCUGUUAUUUUGUUUUUGUUAAAAACCAUUUGAGGAGUAUCCGCUCGCAACAUUUCCUAGCCGUAAAAUGGAUAUCGUCGGACUGGUCAAGCGGUCCUACUCGGAUUACGGAACGAUACUGAAGGAUUCGUGGUACACAAUCAUUGCGGAAGAGUUCGCUUGGUCAUUGAGUUUGCUGUUACUGCUGAUUGCGACGAUAGUAGGACUUUACUGCUGGAGGCGAAUCUAUUUGAAAAAACUCCGUGACAAAGCGGCUCAGUUGCUAUUCCAAAGCCAUGAUCCUUCCCAGUUGCGUUUCCGGAAGCGGGACAAAAUGCUGUUUUAUGGUCGGAGGAUGCUCCGUAAGAUGAAGUCCAUCUCUGGUCAGGCUUACAGUGGCCAGGGUAGAAAGCGGAAGGCAGUUAUGCGUUUCGCCAAGCGGCUUCUCCAUAUACGUCGUGAAAAUGAUCCGAUUCAGCUGCAGGUGGUUGAGCCACCGGCCGAGUACCUGGAAGAAGCAGCAGAAUGGAAUGAUAAAGUCCCUCCCGAUGCACUGUACAUGCUGCAAAGCAUUCGAAUUUUUGGUCACUUUGAGAAGCCGGUCUUUUUGAAGAUUUGCAAACACACCGAAAUCAUCAAUUUGAUCGCCGGCGAGUCGUUGAUAAAGGUUGGCGAUCCGGAUGAUAGUGUAUUUAUCGUGCAAUCGGGACAAGUCAAUGUAUUUCUGAACAAUCCGGAUGGCAGUUCUAUUGCAUUGAAAGUAGUUCGCAAGGGCGAAUCAGUAACAUCGUUGCUGAGCUUCAUCGAUGUGCUAGUUGGUAAUACUAGUCAAUAUAAAACGGUUACAGCAAGAGCGAUAGAAAAUUCUCAAGUGAUCCGAUUGCCAAUGUUUGCCUUCAAGGAAGUGUUCGAUGAAAGCCCAGAUUUGCUUGUCAGAGUCAUACAGGUCAUUAUGAUUCGGUUACAACGCGUUACAAUUACGGCUUUACACAACUAUCUGGGACUGAGCACGGAGUAUAUACAGUGUUCGUCACAGCGUAAGAAAGUGACAGUGCCGAUGAAAAAUAGCCCCGGCCAUCGUCGUGUACCGUCGGAUGUACAAGCACCAUCCCAUUCGCUAGUUGGCCACACAGUAACGGGUGACGCCAGACCGGAUAUGUUGGCAGAUUUGUCCGAUCAUAUCGGCAGUCGACGUGCAUCGGCACUACCAAGUGAACCAAUGGAGGAUACCGUAAUGAAAUCCAUUGCCAUUGAAGGAUUUUUGAAAGAGCUCGGACUGAAGGAUGAAGAUAAACCAUUUGUAGAAGACAAUAUUGUUAUAAAAGAGAUUGCUCCGGGAACCACGUUGACGCAUCAAGGCAGAAACGAUGACGUUUUGUUGAUUUUCGUCAUCAGCGGUGGCUUGACAAUAGCCCAGUAUCCGCAAAUUAAUCUCGGGUGCAACAAAAAGCUGGACAAAUCGGAAAAUCAUACCGUUACAAUUCAUCCCGGUGAUGUGGUUGGUGGUCUGGCGGUGCUCACCGGUGAAAGCAGCUUGUAUACAAUCAAAGCGAAACACUAUUCUCGUGUGGGGUUGCUCUGUAAAGAGGUGAUCUAUAACAUAAUGCGCGAACGUCCGGCUGUCGUCCUAGACAUUGCCGACAGUGUGGUGAAGCGUCUGUCUCCGCUGGUGCGUCAGUGUGACUUUGCAUUGGAUUGGAAUUUCCUCGAAUCCGGUCGUGCUGUUUAUCGUCAGGAUGAAAACAGCGAUUGCACUUAUAUCGUCCUAAACGGUCGACUACGCUCGGUCAUAACUCACUCGAAUGGUAAGAAGGAGAUUGUAGGAGAGUACGGCAAAGGAGACUUAAUCGGCAUCGUUGAGAUGAUCACGGAAACACCCCGCACAACAACUGUGAUGGCGGUGCGUGAUUCUGAACUGGCCAAACUGCCAGAAGGUCUUUUCAAUGCAAUUAAAUUCAAGUAUCCGAUAGUGGUAACCCAGUUGAUUAGUUUACUGAGCCAUAGAAUUCUGGGAUCAAUGCAAGCUAGACCAAUUACGGGAAGCUCUAUAACAGCAGUCCCGUUUGAUACGAGCCAACAGAUUCAACAUCGGUACUCCACUGUGGCCAUCGUCCCUAUCAGCGAAGAUGUUCCCCUCACUGCGUUCACCUAUGAACUUUACCACUCUCUGUGUGCUAUUGGUUCAACGUUGAGGCUUACAUCAGAUGUCGUACGGAAAACUCUCGGUCCUCAGAUUAUGGAUCAAUCUAACGAAUACCGGCUCACUAGUUGGCUUGGCCAGCAGGAAGACCGCCACAACAUUGCACUGUAUCAGUGUGAUUUAACGUUUGGUCCGUGGACGCAGCGCUGCUUGCGACAGGCCGACGUGAUAGUGAUUGUCGGGUUGGGCGAUAGGCCACCUACCAUUGGAAAACUCGAAAAAGAGAUCGAUAGACUUGCGAUACGUACCGCUAAGGAAUUGGUUCUUCUACAUCAUGAAGGCGCUGCACGUCCAACAAACACUACCAGUUGGCUGAAUAUGCGAGCCUGGGUUUCGCGACAUCAUCACAUACAGUGCCCUAAGAGGAUGUUCACGAGAAGAAGUCAAUACCGAAUUAACGACUUGUACAGUAAGGUGUUGAUGUCGGAGCCGAAUAUUCAUUCUGAUUUCUCUCGUCUGGCGAGAUGGUUGACGGGCAAUUCCGUCGGUUUGGUGCUGGGUGGAGGUGGAGCCCGUGGUGCUGCUCAUGUAGGUAUGUUCAAAGCCAUACAGGAGGCCGGCAUUCCUAUUGAUAUGGUUGGCGGUGUAAGUAUCGGUGCGUUUAUGGGGGCACUCUGGUGCUCGGAGAAAAAUGUAACAACCGUCACACAGAAAGCUCGGGAGUGGUGCAAGAAAAUGACUCAAUGGGGCCGACAGCUGAUGGAUUUGACUUAUCCGAUUACGUCCAUGUUCUCCGGGAGAGAUUUUAACCAAACCAUUCGUGGAACGUUCGGCGACGUGUGCAUCGAGGACCUUUGGAUACCAUAUUUUACACUUACCACCGACAUUUCGGCUAGCUGUGCCCGCACUCAUACCCAUGGCUCCCUUUGGCGGUAUGUUCGAUCGUCUAUGUCACUUAGCGGAUACAUGCCACCUUUGUGUGACCCGAAAGAUGGACAUCUACUCUUGGAUGGCGGUUAUGUCAAUAACCUUCCAGGUAAAUAUAAACUCAUGCUUUGUGGAUCAUACAUUGGCAGUCAAUCCUUUUGUUAUCUAUCAUAAUUUGAUCUGAAAGUU